CAUCGAACGCUGGUUGCAUGCGUUCACCCGAGUGUUCAUUUCGACCGCUCACCUCGCCUUGAAGGCUUCGAGCGAAGACAUCGGACGGCUUAUGCGCGUUCGUCGCCCUCUUAUUUUCGCGCCACUUCUGCCACUCAGCCUCGCGGUCACGCACCGUCUCCGCUCGAAGUGUUGCCACGGUUGCGGGGAUCAACACGGUCGGAUCCGCCGCUCGGAUCCGACGUCGCUAUUGUCCACAACAAUGUGAAAGAUUCGCAUUGUUCCAUGGCAGCCAAGAUGAAUAUAUACGCUCUGCUGUGCUGAACACGUACGCCUCGUCCCAAUACCCUCUGCUCCGUCCGCUGAUCAUGCCCUCGAGCAAGGAGCCGGGUGCCAGCCGACCCUCUGAGGAGGACGUCAUCGACAUCUCCUCGGACGACGGCGAAGCGCUCCAUAAUGCCAGGCGCGAGCCUUUACAACGGGACGCGCGCGAGGCUUCUGAACGCUCUGCAACACGUCCCAAAAAGCGUCCGAGAGGCAACGCAGCGCAAGCGGAAGUCCGGCGGAACACAUCGACAACCAAGGACAACGUCAAGCGCGCACAAGGGCGGGGUACGCCAUCCGAUAGGAACGAGGCUCUACAAGAAGCCCUCGUUGCGGUAUCAGCUGCCAGGGCCAAGUUACAGCGCGAGCUUGAGGCAGCUCACCAGGCAUCGGACGAGCUAUUACAGCAGUUAGCUGCCACAACUCAGGAACGGGACAGCCUGCAGCUCAUCGUUCAGGAAGGGCACAAGCAUAGAGUGGAAAAACAGGAAGAAACCAAGCGGUUGCAGGAGGAAGCCCAGCGAUUACAAGAGGAAGCCCAGCGAUCACAAGAGGAAGUCCGACGAUUACAGGGGGAAGCACGACGGCGCGAGGGCACUGUGGCGGCGACCUCAAGGGGGUUGAUCGAUGCUCUGCAAAGCGAUUCGACCUGUACGAUUUGCACUUGCCGACUGUGGUUGCCCUACGCCUUGCCUUGCGGCCACACAGCAUGCCAGGCGUGCCUCAAAGAGUGGUUCAGUGAGGCACUGAUGCAACAUCUGCAUAAUAACCCGGAAUUGGAAUGGCCGAACCUACAGCCUUACCGCGACGCCAUUCGCAACCCCGAGCUACCAAGGGCGGAUCGUGAGCGUGCCAAAGCAGAGCUCACUGACGCUCUGGCGGCCUACCCCCGUCCGCGCUAUACAUGUCCAACCUGUCGACAGCCGGCCAAGACGAGACCAACAGAAGAAGUGUCUCUCAGGAGCAUCGUAUGGGCCGUUGCUGAGGCACUCGGAGAAGAAAAUCCAACGAAGUCCGACCGUGAGGCGGGGGGUAAUCAUAAUAUUUGGGACGGGUUUUUCUUACCUACAGCGGACGAUCUCAGGCUGGAGUAGUGCGGGCAGCGUGGGUCUUAAUAUGCCGUUUAUGCUCAUUAUGUAUGUGUUUGUAUGCAUGUUUAUCGUACCAUGACCCCGUGCGUCGUUCGAACGAUUGCUUGCCUGCGCCCUUCUGCUCAACACGCCUGGUCGGGAUUCGGGAGUGACGGACCGUGCCGUCUUCUUACACAGCUCACGAAGGAGAUUCGCUCUCUGGACGCCAAGCAUGGGCGUCCUAUGUAGGCAGCGCGCCGCUCGAU
Molecule: messenger RNA, 1639 nt
Organism: Fomitopsis serialis
Lineage: Eukaryota; Fungi; Basidiomycota; Agaricomycetes; Polyporales; Fomitopsidaceae
Exons: 6
Coding region: 348-1397 (349 amino acids)
Source: RefSeq, a predicted model, not a curated record